UGUACACGAACCCAUCAAAACCCAACCACACAACUCGAAACCGCCAUUGAUUUCCCCAGCCCGGGUUCGAGUCCCACUCUGACAUUUCUCAAAAAUUUCUGUGAAGAAUUCUCAGUAAUGGAGGACAAAGGCAGAGCUGCAGCUGUGGCGGAGCGGAUAAAAGGGCCGUGGAGCCCCGAAGAGGAUCGAGCGCUUCAGGGUUUGGUGGAGAAAUACGGUGCGCGCAACUGGUCGAUGAUAAGCAAGAAGAUCGUAGGGAGGUCGGGAAAAUCGUGCAGGCUGCGGUGGUGUAACCAGCUUUGCCCUCAGGUGGAGCACCGCCCUUUCUCUGCUGCAGAGGACGCCGCCAUUAUCGAAGCUCACCUCCGCCAUGGCAACAAAUGGGCCACCAUUGCACGCCUCCUCCCAGGACGCACCGACAACGCUAUCAAGAACCACUGGAAUUCUACCCUCCGCCGCCGCUCGCUUCAACAACAGAGUCAGAAUCUUAGCAGGAAGCGAAGCGGUAUUUUCAGCGAGGGAGAUUAUGAGGUCGAGACUCGGGGACUCAAAAGGCUCAAUCUCGUCCAAUCUCCAGCAGAUUCUGGUAAUCCUAGUGAUUUUAACCUUAAUGUUAGCUUGCCGGGGUCAGCCAGCCCGGGAUCGAGUCUCCACCGCCAAUCUGCUUUCAAAAGCUAUGAGUCUCUGAAACCCCCUGAAGAUGCUUCUUCACCAUGGAGCUCAGCUUCAGGUUCGCCGUCAGCACUGUGCAGCUCCGAUCCGCCGACCUUGCUCAGCCUGUCGCUUCCCGGAAGCACCUCUUCCAGCGAGAACGACGGUGGAGAAUGUCAGGAACAGAACGUUUGCUCUUCGCCUGUUAAAUUGCAGGUCAAUCAGCAGCCGUCUGUUCCAGUGAGCGGCGGUUACUUGAAAGCAGAGGAUGCUAUAUCUAUGAUGUCCGCCGCCGUUAAAAUGGCUGUCGCGCAAGCACUGCCGUUGAUGUUUCAGUCCUCUGCAGGCGAAGGCUCAAGCUCCGAUUUUGGUAGCGGAGCGUUGUCUGUUAUGCGGGAGAUGGUCGCUAAGGAGGUGCGCUCUUACAUGAAUGGAUUGAGUGCGUUUGCUCCAGUGCUUUAAUGACUUGGAAAUCUCCCUUUCCUGAACCUAUGAUAGGUAAGAAGAGAAAAAUGUGUAGUUUUUCCUCUUAACCAUGUACAGCUAUGGUAGCCGCGAAUUGUAUAUGGAUCGUUCCAAUUUCCCCUUGUACAGGAGAACAAAUCUGGGUUUCGAAAUGUUUAUUUCGGAAAAAUUCGUGAAAGCUACUCUCUUUACCUUAUGGAUUGAGGAAAAAUUCGUCAAGGCUACUCUGGUUUCGAAAUGUUUAAUAAAUUUGUUAUCAUUGAAUUUC
Cryptomeria japonica (Japanese cedar) is the source of this 1384-nucleotide messenger RNA. RefSeq names its product transcription factor MYB44. NCBI's taxonomy places the organism in Eukaryota, Viridiplantae, Streptophyta, Pinopsida, Cupressales, Cupressaceae. The transcript has a single exon. The record is from RefSeq and is a predicted model, not a curated record. Gene Ontology annotation, cellular component: nucleus. Gene Ontology annotation, biological process: regulation of DNA-templated transcription. The coding region runs from base 118 to 1113 and encodes 331 amino acids. Gene Ontology annotation, molecular function: DNA-binding transcription factor activity, RNA polymerase II-specific; RNA polymerase II cis-regulatory region sequence-specific DNA binding.